Messenger RNA from Cygnus olor (mute swan), 10403 nucleotides. RefSeq names its product MCF.2 cell line derived transforming sequence-like 2 (gene MCF2L2). The record is from RefSeq and is a predicted model, not a curated record. NCBI's taxonomy places the organism in Eukaryota, Metazoa, Chordata, Aves, Anseriformes, Anatidae. Gene Ontology annotation, molecular function: guanyl-nucleotide exchange factor activity; protein binding. Gene Ontology annotation, cellular component: cytoplasm. The transcript is spliced from 39 exons. Bases 1227 to 5051 code for a protein of 1274 amino acids. Gene Ontology annotation, biological process: intracellular signal transduction.
UCUAUGUGUAAAAAUUAAAUCAGUUAUGUUCCCUGCAGCUGCAUGCUGGGUGCUUGCAGGUGUGCUGCUUUACUGAUUCCCCUUGGCUGCUUCUGAGCACGAGGCACGGCCAGAGUGGCCUGAGCAGCCACAGCAGGCACCGUCCAGAACAGAACCUGUGCAGGGGCAGAGUGGGGUGGACAUGGUCUCUAUGGCAACAGAUGAACAGGCUUUGGAAAAGGGGAUGCAGGAAAUCGAAGCUGGAAAUACAUCAUUCUGCUGGCAAGACAAGCCCGUAGUCCUUGUUUGGGCAAUUUAAAUAAGCUGUUUCCUUUCAUCUAGAAUUCUAUUAUUGAAACAUGAAAAUGCCUUGGCAGCAAGAGAUGCCCAUACACACAAGUCCUGAAGUUGGCCUGAUCCUGACGAAAAUACAAUGCUGUUUUUUCCGGCUCUGAUUAUAUUUGAUACUUCCAAAUAAUGGUGACUUGGAAAUGGUUCUCCAGCCACAUUUGAGCAGUGGUAUCUGCCAAAUACCUGAGGUCUACUUUCACCACUGGUUCAAGUAGAUCUGUGAGCUCAGUGAAAUGGUCCGAUACGUUGCACUACUACUACGGCAAACAGGAGCAUUAGAAGACAUCUGUCAAAAUUACGUAAGCAGUGCAGAGCAGACUGAAAUUGGCAAUUUUCAUUGUGCAAGCUGCAUAAAGAAGAGAAGGUUCAAAGCAGGAUGGCAAGAACGAUAAAAGAUCUUAGCUGGGCACUGGAGCCAGGAGAGCUGACAAAGCUUCUCAGCAGUUCAGCAGCCGUUUGUCCUACAGCAGCUGUACAUCAGCGCAAGGCUCAGCUGUGUCCCUGGCGCCCUGGGGCAGCGGCCAUGACCACAGGCACGCCGGUGAGGAGAGCGCGGAAGAGCAGCUGCCGCUGUUACAGCUCUGCUGCCAGCUCCACUCCUCCUGAUGCCAUUCCUACCUCCAGGAUUUUUCCCUGACUCACAGCAUCACCAUCCAAAAGUCUCCCUGGAGGAAGUUCUCCCACCUCCGUUCCCUUCCUAUUGUUAAGGGGGGUUAAAUCCCCUUUUGGAAGGAGCUUUUCUAGGUCCAUGCAUGGAGGGCAGCAAAUUGGAAGAGGUGAGCAGCCGGCAGAAGAUGUGAGAGCUAGAAGGGCCGUGCUGUGGGAGUGGUCCUUGCUUUGUGUGCAAGCGAGGCAGUGAGCGUGCAGCCUCCCACUCUGGGCGCAUCUUUUUUUGGAUGCUGUGCAGUUCCCUGUGUGAAAUGCUUUUUUGGUUAAAAGAAGAAGAGAUGUCACAUCAGGAGCUCACCCAGCGACUGACUACAGUUAUCACCCAUGUGGAUGAAAUCAUGCAGCAGGAGAUACGACCGCUGGUUGCAGUGGAUAUAAUAGAACAGCUUCACAGGCAGUUUGCUAUCUUGUCAGGAGGAAGAGGGAAGGAUGGAGCACCCAUUAUUACCUUCCCAGAAUUUGCAGGAUUCAGUGACAUACCCGAUGAGGAUUUUCUGAACGUGGUCACGUAUCUAACCAGCAUUCCCAGUCUGGAGGCUGCCAGCAUCGGGUUCAUCAUCAUCAUAGACAGACGACGGGACAAAUGGAGUGCAGUCAAGGCAUCCCUGACACGGAUAGCAGGAGCAUUUCCAGGAAACCUGCAGCUGGUGUUUGUCCUACGACCCUCCCGCUUUAUCCAAAGGACAAUCGCUGACAUUGGCAUUAAACUCUAUCGCGAUGACUUUAAAAUGAAGGUACCGAUCAUCAUGUUAAAUUCUGUCUCUGAUCUGCACGGCUAUAUUGACAAAAGUCAGCUGACCCGGGAGCUGGGAGGAACCCUGGAGUAUGGCCACAGUCAGUGGAUACAUCACCGAACUGCUAUUGAAAACUUUGCAAUGACAGUGAAAACAACAGCACAGAUGCUGCAGACCUUUGGAACGGACUUAGCAGAGACUGAACUUCCCAACGAUGUGCAGUGCACAGAGGAGCUCCUGUCUGCACACACUGACCAUCACAGCAAGCUGAAGGAUGAGCUGAAACUAGCUGUGAAGCAAGGGGCCACCCUACUGACAUGUAUUAGGGAGCCAGUCACCCGAAGUGCCAACAGCAAACUCAGUCCGGAUGAACUAGAAAAUGUGGCAACUGUGGAAAGGUUGUUGGCUCAGUUGGAUGAAACAGAAAAGGCUUUUGAUCAAUUUUGGACCAAGCAUCAUCUAAAACUAGAACAAUGCUUGCAGCUUCGACACUUUGAACAUGAUUUUAGAGAGGUAAAACUGACAUUGGAUAAUCUAAUGGAAGCACAAGCAGGUUUUUCUGACAUUGGAGACAGUGUGACUCGAGUAGAGCACCUCCUAAGGGAACAGAAACAACUGGAAGAGAAAGGACAGGAACCAUUGGAGAAAGCCCAGACUCUAGCUCUCCAUGGAGAACAGCUCAUCCAAAACAACCAUUAUGCAGUUGAUUCCAUUAGACCAAAGUGUGUUGAACUCAGGCGUAUUUGUGAUGACUUUACCAAUGAGACCAAGAAAAAGUAUGAUAUUUUGGGAAAGUCUCUUGAGCUGCAUCAACAGUUAGAUAAGGCAAGCAAAUGGUGUGAAGCUGGAAUCUACCUCUUAGCUUCCCAAGCUGUGGACAAGUGCCAGUCACAAGAGGGAGCUGAAACCGCACUCGUUGAAAUUGAAAAGUUCCUGGCAACAGCUAAGGAACACCAGCUUUCUAACCCGAAGGAGUUCUACAAUCAGUUUGACAUGAUCCUCACCCCUGAAAUAAAGGCCAAUGCUCAAAGAAUUCUACAAAAACUAGAAGAUGUACAAGAAAUGUUUGACAAGAGGCAAGUGAGUCUGAAGAAACUGGCAGCCAAACAGACCCGGCCAGUACAACCUGUUGCCCCACACCCUGAAUCUUCCCCAAAGAGAGCAUCACCAAAGACUACGAGACCAGCAGCAGUAGCUACCAACAGGAGGUCCACAGAAAUUUCCUGCCCUCCAAAGUCCAUCUCUGAGGCAGAGUUAUCGAAAAAGAAAAGUAUUAAGAAGACUAAAGGUGGAAUUAAGAUCGAAGUGAUGCAUGAAGCUAGUCAAGGGGGAUCUAACAGAGUCUUGGUGAUGAGCGAAAGCGAUGAGAACCUGUCAACAAGGAGGAGCCACAUAAUCAAUGAGCUGAUAGAAACAGAACGGGUUUAUGUAGAAGAACUUCAAAGUAUAAUAGAGGGUUAUGCUUCAGAAAUGGACAAUCCCAACUUAGUACAUCUGAUUCCAUCUACGCUCCAGAACAAGAAGGAAAUUCUUUUUGGGAACCUCCCAGAAAUCUAUGAAUUUCACAACAGGAUUUUCCUUAAGGAGAUAGAAAAUUGCAUUGAAAAUCCUGAGCUUCUUGCCCGCUGCUUUUUAAAAAGGAAAGAGGACCUCCAAAUAUAUGAAAAAUACUGUCAGAACAAGCCAAGGUCUGAAGCUCUCUGGAGACAAUGUGGAGACAGCAUCUUUUUCCAGGAAUGUCAACGUAAAUUGGAUCAUAAGCUUUCACUAGAUGCUUAUCUUUUAAAGCCAGUCCAGAGAAUCACCAAGUACCAGUUGCUAUUAAAGGAAAUGCUAAAGUGUAGCAAGAAUUCAGAGGGUACUGCUGAACUGGAAGAGGCCCUGGCCACGGUACUUGAUAUCAUCAAGUCAGUAAAUGACUCCAUGCACCAGAUAGCUAUCACAGGAUAUGAGGGGGAUGUUAGUGAGCUUGGUAAGCUGUUGAUGCAAGGUUCUUUCAACGUGUGGACUGACCACAAGAAGGGUCACAAUAAGGUGAAGGACUUGGCUAGAUUCAAACCGAUGCAGAGACACCUCUUCCUCUACACCAAGAUGCUGCUUUUCUGCAAGAAACGAGAGGAGAACACAGAUGGUCAUGAGAAGACGGCUUCAUACAGCUUUAAAAAUUCAUUAAAGAUGAGCACUGUGGGCAUUACAGAAAAUGUAAAAGGAGAUAACAAGAAGUUUGAGAUCUGGUAUAAUGGCAGGGAAGAAGUAUAUAUCAUUCAGGCAUCUUCUGUUGAGCUGAAAAACACUUGGAUUUCAGAGAUUCGCAAAGUCCUGACAGGACAACUGGAGGCAUGCAGAGAAGCAAGUCAAUUACACCAAAGAAUCACUGAGAGUGUAUACCAUGCGCCGAUGAAUUCCUCCAAUAUGAGCAGGUAUAGCAGGAAGUCAUCAAACAUAUAUGAAAACAAAUCCGAGACAUCAAAUGUGGAAGCAUCUAACAAUAAAAACAGGAAUUCCAGUCCCAGUGCCAGACAAAAGAGAGUUGAUGCUUCCACCAGCCUUAACCUUGAGCGCACAGCGCUUGCUAGAAAGCGAUUCACAUUGCAAGGUCUUUCCAACCGCAGAGCUCCACCCAAAGAUCCAGAAUCUAAGGAAAGAGAAGUUACCCGUCGCUUUUCCCUAGCCUCCUCCAUCAGCACCACAGCUAAUGCAUCUGCUGUGACCAAAGGUCCCCUUGUUCCUGCAGUUAAAGUCAAGAGACAUGAAAUAAAGAGUGACCCAACUCCCUUGGGGUUUGAAGAUGCUUUUGAGAACACCAUAUUGGCCCAGACUAAAUGUAAUACUGGUUCCACCACGAGACCUGUACCUAGAUCUGCUUCACAGACAGGUUGGCCCAGCAGGCAACUGCCAUCUCUAGACACAUUUGAAGAUUUCGAAGCCAUCCCCUCCAGCAUGGAUGAACUCUCCAACUCUUCAGACAUGGAGGAAGAGACCAACCCUAACAAUGGGACCAAUCUUUUUCGGGUAGAAGGCAGUUUUGACAGCUGUUUCCCAGAUUCUCUUACACUUGAGGAUGGAGAUCUAGUGCAGUUUGUGCAGGAAGGAGAAAACGGACAAUGUUUCAGGUUAGUGAAGAAACUGGUCUCUGAGAAAAGUGAAUGGGUUCCUUCCAGUAUAUUGCAGCCAGCAGAGGGGGACAGUAACAACAUGAUUAAGAACAGCAAUGCAGACAUGUACAAUGAUUCCUGCAGCACGGCCUCAGUAGAGUCAGACACCAAGGAGAGUGAGGUGGCCAAAAGCUUCCCAGCAGAACAGAGGGCUGGCAGCUGAAUGGUAGGACCAGCCUUCCUCAGGACCCUAUCCAUCUCUUUGUUUAUUUUGGGUGGACACUGGAUCAAAGUUGCCUUUCUCACAAGCUCUGAGCUUCAUAAUUCUCUGAAACUUCAUCAGCAUGAACAGAUGAGAACCACAAUGCCCACCUGGCAAGCUGGGAAAAACAAACCUAAAGGGAACAUGAACAUCCAGACAGCAUCAAAACCCACCAUCAGUAUUAGAGGAGAAAAAUGCUUCUUGCAUUGUUUAUCAAACUGUUUCAGAAGAUGUGGCCUAAAUUAGGUCGACAGCAGAGCUGGAGAGUUACUAUGCACGCACCUUUUGGCAACUUUGCUUGAACACCGAGUUACUGCAGAGGGACACAUACAUGGAUUUGAGUUCUUGCUCUACUAUGGAGUCGCCUGGAGGUUUUUCCAUUUGCUUGCCUCAGUGGCUGUGCCUUCCCCGCCCUCCUUAAUUCCAGCUGAUACAUCACAAAUGUGCCCUUUUUGCUGAUGGUAAACACCAAAACCAUCACAUUUUAGGUUGGCUGUGGAAAGGAAACUUCUGACUUGGAUCAUCAGAGAGGCUUCGUGCAGCAAUGACUUGACUACUUUUGCAAUGGCACAGUGAACAACCUGCUGCACACAGCAUUAUUUUGGGAUGAUGCAGAUGGCAACUCCUGGCCAUGAUGUGGAGGUGCAGUGCUUAGCCAGGAGGCAAGGAUGUGUGACAGUUACUGUGACAAAGAACAUGUUUAACUCUUUAUGUAAUAGAAGUCAUUCCUUUGCCCCCUCUGCAGUCUGUGGUUGCUGGUUCACAAUCCUUUGCAUUUGGUGCCGAGAAUUCAAUUGAAUGCCAUUUAAUGUCAUAUGUUUGAGUAGACUGCAUGCUUUUUUUGUGUGCUGGGCUAUGGAGUAGGAACAUUUCAUCCCCCACAUGGAAUAUACUUAAGCAUCGCAAAUAGGCAGUGAGCAUUAGAUGCUCCAAUGAGUGGAUAAAGUGUUGUAGUUAAAUACUUAUUUCCAGGACAUUUGGUUAAAGGACUGUACCAAAUCUCUGCCACAUAAGGAUGUAAUGUACAAUAUAAAGUGAUAACAGAUUUUAUUAUUCCUAUACAAGCCAUUAGCUCAUUUAGAGCAGCUGUUAAGGUGUGAAGGCAUUUUGAUGGUAAUUGGGUCUUAGGUCCCACAAAAGCUGCUAAUACUUUAGUAAAAAAUAGUAUUGACUAAGGUUGCAAACAGGUAAAGAUCAGACUGGAAAAAAUGUCCCUGGAAGCUCAAAACUAAGUGACUGGCUUUUGAAAUUAGAGAUUUUUUGUUUAUCUCUGAGAACAGUGAUGCUCUAUGUAAAUAAUAAAGGGGACAAGAUAACUAAAAAUGGAGAGAAAGCAAAACCAAAUAACACUCUUUAGUAACUGAGCCUCUUAGCAAAACAGUAGGAGUCUGUAACGUGUUUGCUAUCUUCUUUGCAGGGACCUGAAUGUUUUUCUUUGCGUCUCAGUGAAGGCUGGUAUUGCAAAUAUCGUAGUGUGUGAGUCAGGAUAGCUGCGAAGCAAGUAGAUAGUCCCAUUCAAGAAAGAGCUUUGAAGUAGGUAGGUAAAGGCUUAUUCAGAUUUUGUUUGCCUGUGAAGGCUUAUUGGUUAAUUAUGAGUUGCACUGCGGUGGUGAAUCCCCAUGAAUAAUGUUCUUCUAACCCUCAAUUUCUAAACUCUGGUUUCUGACGUUUUCUGUUCGUGACAAAAGGACUGUAACUUUUUGGUAGCUAAUUUCGUCCUACAGAGAUAAGAGCUUGUACAUUUUGUGCUGGUCAUUUACCUUAAAAAUGACAUGUAGGCUCCCAGGAACAUGAUUCCUGCUAAAAUCUGCUGAAGUUAUGAGCAUCUUGAGGGAAGAACUGACUCCUUUCAGUCCCCCAAGGAAAUGUGCAGUGACAUUUUCUUGUAGUGCAAUUAUUUAAUCCUCUCCAUAAAACUACUUCACUUUGGUUUCUAUAUUACUUUCAGUAAUUUUUGCAUGGCCUGAUAACAGUGCUCCUGUCUACCCCUGCCCUAUGCACAGGAGAGGAACAGGGAAGGGAGCUUUGAUUGCACAUUACUAAGUGAGUAUAGUAAGCUUUUGUGUGUGUGUGUGUGAGAGAGAGAUGGGGAAGGGUUACGCUGUGUAUAUGAAACUGCCAAAACUAGGAUUUGUGACAUUGCACACUCGUGGGAAGACCCAAACCUGCACUUUGGAGUUUCUGUGGAGGAAUCUCAUUCUAAUGGUGACAUGGCAGUGGGAAGUCUUUGUUUGAACUGGAGAUUAAAAAUCAGGUAUUGCGAGUCCUUUUCCUACCUCUGCUGUGUGCAGGGUGUCAGUGUGCUGCUCCUAUAUCCCCUGGUGCCUCGGUAUCUCCCUGUGAAAUGGGAGGUAUUGGAUUUCCCUCAUGUCCAACUCUGAUGUUAAAUUCUAGCAUGUAUGCAAAAACUGGGGACCUUUCGGGGAAAGCAAAGCAUUCAUGUGUCCCACUGUUCCGUACGUGAGUGUCAGCAGUGGCAUCAUGUGGAGUACUCAGGAGCUGGAGCAGGGAAGAGGAUUACUGCAGAAGUGUCUCCUGUCUCUCCCAGCAGACCAACCCAUUUGAUAACUGCAAAGGUAUGGGUUGGAUUAUAACAAUUCUCAUUCCUACUUUGCUUUUGAAAACUUUUUUUUUUUUUUUUUCCCCAAUAUCUCAUGUUUUAUCCUGUUGGACCAAAGUUUGAGUUACCCCUGCACCAGGAAUGUCCUGAGGCCGGCUGGUGACUCCCUGCCCCAUGGCUGUGUGCAGCAGUGACACAGCACUCGGGUCUCAGCGGUCUUUGGGAGCUGUUUGUGCCACAGCUGUUCUCAGACACACUGAACCUGAGCAGGGAGCCCACACCAGUUAGUUGUGUCUUUAAGCUCUCUGUAGAGCCAGAGAGCCAAAGGCAGCUGCCUGUUUCUGUCCCCAUAUCCCAGACUCAGACCAUGCUGCAGCUGCUGCUGGGGAGUUCCCGGAGCCCUUUGCCUGGCUGAUGUCUGCAGUGCUUCUCAGACAGUGCGACACUGCUGGCUUUGCUUUUUUAAAGAAUAAAUUUCAAUGGAAGGUCAGGCUGCUGACAAGUCUGAGGGCAGCCAACAAGGACUAACGUUCUGGCUUUGCUGAUGCGACAGAAUGGGGUUUGAUGACUUUUUUGUUGUUGUUGUUUUUAAUAGUGGACAGGAUAGUCUUUUAAUUAGUGUAUUUUUGUCAAGCAAGGUGGUAAUUAAAGGAAUGACUCUCCAUGACUCUCCAUGUACAGUUUGGAAUAUUAUCUGCCACGGUCCAGCAACGCUGAUGUGUACAUUAAGGUAUAGUUGUUCUGUAUGUAGGCCUUUGAGACUAUCAUGUUCAGAUAGAUGGACCUAAAAAUGGUGGUUUCCAAAUAUGGAUUUCAUUUCAAUGUUGUUUGGAGAUAAUAUAGCAGUCAUUUAGAAGUAGCCACAAAGUUUCAGCUGUAGAAAAGACAAGGCCCAAGGUAAAUCUGUGCCAUGCAGCACAUGGCUGAACACCGUGCCCUUGCUUCCUGACCAGCGAGGCCCUGCCAGCUGCCGGGCCACCUGGCUGUUCCCUGAGGGUCUGCACUAGCAAGAUACGCUCUCCGGGGUGAGGUAUUGGCUUGGAUCUCCUCUCUCUGCUCCAGUGCCAGCUUCUGUGAAAUUUGCCGAAACUUCUGAUCCUCGAAGCUCUACCCCUCUGCUCAUUUGGGUGUGGAUGGGCAAUGGGCUCCUUCAUUACCAGAGGCAGUGACAGACAGGCGAUUACCAUGGUAUCAGUCUUGCUGCUUUAGUAAACCAGGCCAGAAUGUACCCAGGCAUGAUCCUCUCCUUCUUUCAUUGUCAGACCCCACUGAAUGGAGAAUCAGACCAGUGAUCAUUGUCCGCAUCAGAAACGGCUCAGCCAAACCGUGUCUGAACCCUGGCUCAUCCUGCCAGUCACAACACAGCUGUGUGUGUGUGUCUUAUAUUCUGGUUGUGUAUGUGAUGAAAAGCCAUUUUAUUAUCCAUUGUUUUCUUAGGUUCUGAGAUUUCAGACAGGAUUGGGUAUGAAAAAGGCCUUGUGCUUCCUUUCCAAAAAUACUCAAAGCCUGGUUUCUAAUAUAUAUAUGAUUAGACAUAUUUAAGAAUAGGGGGAGGAGAAAAAAAAGAGCCAAAUUGUGUAUUUCUUCUUGCAGUUGGAGCUGAAAUAGCUGCUAAGAUUUCCUCUCCCCAGCUGAGAAUUGGUACAGUUUGUUUUUCUUACAUAUUUUCCAUGGUGUUAAUAAUGAUGUAUUUGUAUAUUGUGGCUGAUGAGAGAUAAUCAGACAGGGAAAAAGCACAGAAUUACCUGUCCUUUUUUCCAGUCAAGACAGAAUGUAUGAAUUUAUUACAAGAAGAAAAAAAAAGUGUGCAGAUGGACUUUCUGUAAUUAGGCCAUUCUGACCUAUGUAGAACCACACUUUGUUUGAAAUUUACAAAAAUUAUAACUAGUACAAAGCAUUGUGGUUGGUGUCUCUAUAUGAAGCAACAAGUCACAUGAGCUUUCAGUUCAAAAUAAAUGUGUACUGGUAAAGGCCCAUCAGCAUAGCUGAAAAAAAACCACCCAUCCAUCCAAUAUAACCUUAUUAGCGCAACAUGCAUGUGUCACAAAAAGCAAAAAGUGUUGUUUUAAUUUUCCUUUGCCCCUCUCCCCUAGUCUUGUUCCUGAAUCUCUGGGAGUCUUAGGAAAGUGCAAAGGUUCACCAAGACAGGUGAGAUUUGUACACGCUCAUGCUGCAGUCAUAAGGUGAGGAAGCUGUAGGAUAACUGUACUGUAGUUAGCCCAGGAUGUCUGCUACCAGUGGGUUGUUGAGGAGGGCUAAUUGAGAAAAGUGCGUGUUGUGGAUCAUGUAGAAGGGCAAGGAGGUAAAAAUGAGAAUGCAGAAACACAGUGCAAAUACAGAGAGCAAAAUAAAUUGGAACUAAUUUUAAUCAGCAUCCAGAUUUCUAGGGGCAAGCUUCACCUCACCUGAGUUUUCAAGUUAUUGGCCCUGUCAUGUUACUGCAUUUUAAUAUUGAUGCGAGGAAAAAAAAAAAAAAAAAAAGAAUCAGGACCAUGCCAGAUCCCAGACCCUUUCUCCUGUUCCAUGAGCUUAUUAUCCCUUUUCUACAUCCAUUAAGCUUUUUCUGGGGUGUGUGUGGCUUUGCUUCCCCCACACCAAGCAGACCCCAUGGCAAGGGUGCAGGGCUGGAAUCCGGCUGCACACACGGGCAGGUGUAAUGCUCUGCUGCAGAUCUCUGGCGUGUGGCUCUGCACGCCGGGACCUGCCCAUGCGGCUCCUGUCCCGACUUGGCAUGGCUCACAGAGGACAGCGUG